Molecule: messenger RNA, 2694 nt
Organism: Vombatus ursinus (common wombat)
Lineage: Eukaryota; Metazoa; Chordata; Mammalia; Diprotodontia; Vombatidae
Gene: RXRB
Product: retinoid X receptor beta
Biological process (GO): positive regulation of transcription by RNA polymerase II; anatomical structure development; cell differentiation
Cellular component (GO): nucleus; RNA polymerase II transcription regulator complex
Molecular function (GO): zinc ion binding; nuclear receptor activity; nuclear steroid receptor activity
Source: RefSeq, a predicted model, not a curated record
GGUGGCGGCCGGAGAACAACAAGCCCCGGAGCCGGAGCCGGGGGGGAGCGGGACGGGACGGGAUGGGCGACAGCGGGCGGGACUGUAGAAGCCCAGACAGCUCCUCCCUGAGCUCAUCCCCACAACCCCCUCCCCGGGGGGGCCCCCCCCCUUCUCCUCCUGGGCCCCCCCUGGCUCCCCUACCCUCUGCAGCUUCAUCCCUCCUAGGAACAGGAGGCCCACCCCAACUACCACUUGGCUCCCCCUUCCCUGUCAUCAGCUCCUCCAUGGGGUCGCCUGGGCUGCCUCCCCCAGCCCCUCCUGGACCCUAUGGCCCUGUCAGCAGUCCCCAGAUUAACUCCACAGUGUCACUCCCUGGGGGAGGGUCCGGCCCCCCAGAAGAUGUGAAGCCGCCACUGUUGGGUGUUCGAGGCCUGCACUGUCCACCUCCCCCAGCAGGUCCAGGGGCUGGCAAACGUCUUUGUGCAAUCUGUGGGGACAGGAGUUCAGGCAAACACUAUGGGGUCUACAGCUGUGAAGGUUGUAAAGGUUUCUUCAAGCGAACCAUCCGAAAGGACUUGACGUACUCAUGUCGGGACAACAAGGACUGCACUGUGGACAAGCGGCAACGGAACCGCUGUCAGUACUGCCGCUACCAGAAAUGCCUUGCCACGGGCAUGAAGAGGGAGGCGGUACAGGAGGAGCGUCAAAGGGGCAAGGAGAAGGACGGGGAAGGGGAGGGGGCCGGGGGGGCCCCUGAGGAGAUGCCCGUGGACAGGAUCCUGGAGGCUGAACUCGCCGUGGAGCAGAAGAGUGACCAGGGCGUAGAAGGCCCGGGGGGGGCCGGGGGCGGCGGCAGUAGCCCAAAUGACCCUGUGACCAACAUCUGUCAGGCAGCAGACAAACAGCUUUUUACACUGGUUGAGUGGGCAAAGAGGAUCCCGCACUUUUCCUCUCUGCCUUUGGAUGACCAGGUCAUCCUUCUCCGAGCAGGCUGGAAUGAGCUCCUCAUCGCCUCCUUCUCUCAUCGUUCCAUCUCCGUCAGGGAUGGCAUCCUCCUUGCCACAGGGCUCCAUGUCCAUCGAAACUCUGCUCAUUCAGCUGGUGUUGGAGCCAUUUUUGACCGGGUGCUGACUGAACUGGUGUCCAAAAUGCGUGAUAUGCGAAUGGAUAAGACAGAACUUGGCUGUCUGAGGGCAAUUAUCUUAUUCAACCCAGAUGCCAAGGGCCUCUCCAACCCUGGGGAGGUAGAGAUUCUGAGGGAGAAAGUCUAUGCAUCUUUGGAGUCAUACUGUAAACAGAAAUACCCUGAGCAGCAGGGACGGUUCGCAAAGCUGCUCCUUCGUCUCCCUGCCCUCCGAUCUAUUGGCCUCAAGUGCUUGGAGCAUCUGUUUUUCUUCAAGCUCAUCGGGGAUACACCCAUCGACACCUUCCUCAUGGAGAUGCUAGAGGCACCACACCAGCUUGCCUAACACUGAAAAUUAGAAGGGGGGGGAUGACCCUCAUACCUGGAUGGAGGCCUGGAGGGAGGCUGGAAUGCAAGAUGGGCCCCAAACCGUGGGAGGUAAGGGUGGGGAAGAAAGCUUCAGGACCUUGGAUAGAGGACAGAACUAAAUUUAAACCCCCAGGGGGUUUACACCAGUUCACGUGAUGCCAGCAUUCAAGGAGACCCCGGAACCCUGAGAGGGAUGGGGUGGUCCCUGUCCUCAGCUGGCCUGGUCCUCUAACUUAUAGGGGAUGGCCAAGUUUUGAACUGAGUUCUCAUACUGGUAAAUGAUUCCCCUCACUCCCCCAUCUAUUCCCUCAGUACAGCACUGGGGAUCUGCUGUGCUUCUCUCCCAGGACCCUGUUCCCCUGUCUGGGGACCUUUUGAGCUCGUUCCCCUUCCUCCCUAUUUUUCCAAUAAGACAAUUGAAACGGGGGCUCUGUUCUUCACUCAGAGAAAUGGACAUUGGGGGGCAGGACCCCUCCACACGAUGAUGGACAUUGGCCAUGGGGCUCAUGCCUUCCUCUCUUACGAAGACAUGGAAAGAUUGUGGGAGAUGGUAAUAGUGACUGGGAGAGGAAUCUCUCUGAAAUCUUCAUAGCCUGGCUCUUAGAUCCUUCUUUUUAUGGCCAUCUUCCUUUCCAGUCAGACUGAAAGAGAGUAGGAUGGGGAAGGAUAGACUCUCUUUUUAUCCUCCUUGGUUUGCUGAGGUUUUACAGGGAGAGCCAGGGUUAGUCUCAAAGAUCUUCCCACUGGUGAAAGAGAAAUGGGUUAGGGGAAUGGUAUAGGUUUUAUCCAUCCCUGGGGAUCUCCAUGCAUGAGUGAUUUGUCUUCUCCCAAAACUUCAUCCUUUCUAUCUGCCCAAUCUUGUUGGGCAGCCAAGGCAGGGAGACGAGUGAUUUGAGUAGGGAGCUGUUCAAGAGAGAUGCUUUUGAGAUGAUAACGGUAAUCACUGACCCCCGCACCCCCCAAUUCCUGAUUACACCACCUCCCUCCAUAAUCAUGUCUUCCCAGUACUCACAUAAACUUUUUGCCCUGCCCUCCCUGACUGGGAGAGCUCCUGGUUUGAGGAGGCAGGGUUGCUGCAGGGAUUGGAGGAAGGGGUCAAUCCUAGGGAAAGGGGAGGGGGUGACUUCUGGGGCCUGCAUGAUUCUAUAGGUUCCAGCUCUCCCACAGAACUUUUCCGAAAAAAAAAAAUGCUUUCAAAUUAAAGCCGCUGCUUUUCUGGA